AUGAAGCUCUCGGUUGCUAGUAUUACUCUUUUCCUCGCCGCCACUGUUAUGGCUGGUCCCCCAAACAAAGAUUGGAAGCGGGCUGAAACAGAUGCUGCCCUCCCUGGCCCACCAAACGAAGAUUGGAACAAAGAUUGGAAGCGGGCUGAAACAGAUGCUGCCCUCCCUGGCCCACCAAACGAAGAUUGGAACAAAGAUUGGAAGCGGGCUGAAACAGAUGCUGCCCCUGGCCCACUAAACGAAGAUUGGAACAAAGAUUGGUAG
Molecule: messenger RNA, 264 nt
Organism: Penicillium daleae
Lineage: Eukaryota; Fungi; Ascomycota; Eurotiomycetes; Eurotiales; Aspergillaceae
Exons: 1
Coding region: 1-264 (87 amino acids)
Source: RefSeq, a predicted model, not a curated record